AUGCCGCCAUCUCAAACAGAUAUUGAUGAGGAGCAGCUCCAUUUCUCGAAUGUAAUAUCGACAUUCCAAAACUACGCCAAUUACUCGCUUUCUGCGAACAAUCGCCGGAGAAAGGAUCUUUACACGCUUCCAAAAGCUGAUCAAGAGCUGCUUUCGCAACUAGGCUACCGUGCAAAACUAGACGCGGUUGACGAGGCGAUCAGCAAGAAUGCAGACUUUCUGGGUAGUGUGGUAGCCGAUCCUGAAAUAUUUGGGCAUGAUAUUCAGGAUGAAGAGGAUCACUCUUCGGGACACAGUCAUGAUCAUUCUCAUGGCGGCCAGCACCACCACGGGCACUCCCACUCACACGGGGGGACCAGUACACUGAAACAACUCGUUCGCGACUGGAGCGCUGAGGGAAAAGCCGAACGCGAUGCUUGUUAUCUGCCAAUGACAGAGGCGCUCCUUUCACAUUACUCAGACAUCACCGAGAAUAUGAGGCGAAAUCUACGUGUGUUGGUGCCUGGAGCUGGCCUUGGUCGUCUUGCGCAUGAUGUCGCCAAACUUGGUUUUGCAUCGCAAGGAAAUGAAUUCUCUCAUUACAUGCUACUAACCUCUCACUUUAUUCUGAAUCAAACCACCGCAGUCGAUGCACAUACGAUCUACCCAUAUGUUCACUCGUUUUCCAAUCUCCCAACAAGUGAGGCCCUCCUUCGGCCGGUUACUCUUCCAGAUGUGCUUCCUUCCAGUCUUCCGAAAGGUGUCAACUUCUCACUUGUCGCUGGAGACUUUGAGGAGAUCUACGGUAGUCCUGCGGACCCAUCUGAGCCUCAUGCAGGACUAUGGGAUGCUAUUCUCACUUGUUUCUUCAUCGACACUGCCAAGAAUAUUGUCAACUAUCUCCGUAUUCUGCAUGCGAUUCUCGCUCCUGGAGGUGUCUGGAUUAAUCUCGGGCCCCUGUUGUGGCACUGGGAAAACAACAACACCCACGACCCGUCGGUGGAACUUAGCCUGGAUGAGGUGAAGACGCUCGCGAGGCAGAUCGGGUUUGUGAUUGAGAAUGAGCGUAGUUUGGAUACAACAUAUACGAACAACCCACAGUCGAUGUUGGGGUAUGUUUACAAAGCUGCCUUCUGGACGGCACGAAAGAAACGGGAAGGAGAGGCUUGA
Messenger RNA from Mycena indigotica, 1149 nucleotides. RefSeq names its product N2227 domain-containing protein. The record is from RefSeq and is a predicted model, not a curated record. The transcript has 6 exons. NCBI's taxonomy places the organism in Eukaryota, Fungi, Basidiomycota, Agaricomycetes, Agaricales, Mycenaceae. Gene Ontology annotation, molecular function: S-adenosylmethionine-dependent methyltransferase activity. Bases 1 to 1149 code for a protein of 382 amino acids.